AUGUUAAGAUACGUUAAUGGUGAUAAGCAGUACCAAUCACAUGAUCUUACCGUGGACGUGGGACCUGGGCACGUUUACAGCAAGACUGGUCAGCUGAGAUUUCGGGCGUGGACAAACAAGGGCAAGAUAAUCAGGUUAAAGAGCUUUGUCACUAAUAUAAAACAAUACUUUAAAUUCAAUACCAUGCAGUGCAAUAAAAUGUAAUGUAUUAAGUACGAUACACUGGAAAUCUGUGCAAUAAAGUAUCAUGCACAAUCGUUUAUUUACAGCCCACGUGCUACCAUAAUUAUAACAUAGGCACGUUUAACGUGCUUGAGCUAUUUUGAAUGCUUCAGUGUAAUGGUAUCAAAAAUCUACUGUUUUAAGACUACGACUAUGUUUUGAGCGAAAUUUUAAUCACGUAAAAAUAGAGGCAAGAUAAAAGUGCUGAGCUUAAACGAGAAGUUGAGCGAGGUUCAACUUUUACGCUUUCGAGCGACCUUUCAUGCAUUGCUUCUGUUUUAUUGCGAACGUAAAUUUUACGCACGUAUGCACGUUAAAAUUAUGUGACACUGGAAAUCAACCCUAAGGCACGAAGCGCCGGCGUUGUUUCCUAACUCACAAGCUCCAGACCUUUCGUUUGUCCGUUUGCGCGUUCUUGACCUGCGCAAAAAUACGCCUGUUCUGCAAUCUAGCCAAUCAGAGUACAGCGUAAGCUCUUACUUAAUACUUUAAUUUUAUUUCUAAUUUUUGUCCCAAGUUGAAAUAAAUUGGGUAUUGCUGUACAUUAAAGAAAACGCGAACCGCUGCGCACAGCAGAGUCGAUCCUCAUACUACAGAUUCACUUUUCUUUGUCUUUCAUUGCAAUAAACAAGUUGUUAAAGUCCUAUGAAUAUCAACUCACCAAACGUUGCUUAGAGAGAAGACUCGAAGGUUUCAAGGUUUCUUCAUCGUUUCUUUAGACAAUGAAGUUCGUCGAAUACCGAAUAGCUAAGAAAUGGGUGUUGGAAUCUGGAAUACAGCUCAAGGAGGCCGGAAUCCCAUUUACAAUUGGAAUCCAGAAUCAAAUUUCACUCACAAAGUCCGGAAUCCAGUACCAGGAAUCCGGAAUCGACAGCUUGGAAUCCAAAAUCCAAGACUGUCCUGGAUUCUCUUACAUGGGGCAAAAAAUUAAUCACAUGCACAUGGGUUUUUCUCAUUCUUUGUUGAAUUGUUAGUUGGCGAUGCCAUCGAUAAAAACCUGAAUAAUGUAACUUCAGUCAAUAAGCACUAAGACUGCAAACUGAUGGUUAGAACUGCUUGUGUCUAAACGAAUACUGCUCUUAUUUCUCUUUUUUCCAAUUACAGACCACAUUCAUAUACCUCCAUUCUUUUGACUCCAUCUUAUCGAGUUACCGAGCGAGAAACAGUUCAAGGAGUCGCCAAAGCGGCUGUAAGAGAUUUUGCAAGGCUUUUCCAGGAAGGCGUCUGUAAGGAGGGUCAAAUACUUCUUUUGAUGGCGGACGGAACACACAAAAAUAAUUCCAGCACAAGUAUGACAGGGCCUUGGUUUCUUGAUUACGAGCAUGAGGAAGAAAUCGCGGUACUACUGAAAAGGUAUGGCCAAAGCCUAGAGCGGAAAGGCACUCUUAUUUUAUCUUGGUAGGGACGUGCCACCGGAGGCGACGAAGACAUCGAUGUGUUUGAUGUCAAACGCCUGUUUUACUUUCCCUCUUCAUCCAGCUAGAACUUAAAGAGCAAGUAUUUCCCAGAAUUUUAUGUGCUAAACUAGCAGUAAUCAGGAAUUAGUAAAUGCGUUCGAAUGUUUUGUCUUUACAAUUGCGGCUGCAGACUAUGUCACCAAGGGGGAGAUGUUUGUAUGAUUCAGUGAACUUUGGGGGCGAAUUUAAUCAGGGAGGUACAUUUGACAGAGCCAAGUUUUUUUCUCAUCAUAUACCGAAGUAUCGUGCACUAACCUUUGUAUUAGGGCUUUGGGCUAUGUCGCCUGACGCGAUAUCAUGCCAUCCCAGGAAGUUAUGACAUAAACUUCUCACUUUCUCCCCUCGUCCUGUUAUUACUUGGACAACUGGUGUAUUGGAAUAAAUAACUGCUAGCAACAUCGAUGUGGAGCAACUGAGGCAUCUUUUUCGGUAUCCUGAAAGCGUUAGACUUAAGCAAGUGUCCACACCACCUCUGACAGUACAGUCUGCAUAUCACAGCGAUGCAAAGAGCAGACGCAUGAACAAAAAACUAGAUUUGUACCAAAUUUGCUCAGGCAAAUAUGAUGCAAAAAAAUCCUAACAAGAGGUUUAUCAGGGGCAAAGAUGAUAAGUGCAGUUUCGUGCCUUUGUAAAUAUUAUGCAAAUGUGGAAUUUACCACCUUUGGCCCUGAUUUCCUCCUGGUUUGCAAUUUUCUUUAUUGUAUUUGCCCUCAACAAACUUGGUGUAAAUCUGUUUUUUCGUGUUUGGGAGAUUCUCUAGCAAAAAAGACGGAUGUACAUUGCUUUAUAAAAACACCCAACCGCAGGUGAGUUGAAAAUUUACGAUCGAGUUUAAAGCUACAGAAGGGAGUGUGCUUUUUCUAACAAAGUGACUCAUACUGCUGACUCAUAGCUAGAAAACUGGACGUCGCAGUCUCAUUCAAAGUUGAGCUGGCCGAACAAACAAGGGAUACUUUAGACAGCCAUGGCAAAAAGGUUAGCCUAGAAUUCAAUUAUAUUUCUUAAAGUGACGAGAUUUGCAUCAUCAUUUUUAAUGGAAUUUCUGCUUAAAUGGCGGGGUGUUGACCCAAGAAUCUCGCUUUUUGCGGGGUUAUAUUAAGAGCUAUAUUUACUGUUGAACCAAUUAAAAAGGGGACGAACCUCCCUGUAAGCCAGUUAGUUUCGAACAGCCAAAUUGUGAUCAUUGUACUACAAGACGAGCAAGAUGACGAGAUAGUGUGGGACGAGCUGUUUGAAAUGGCCAAGGAAAUGGCGGUGGAGAGCAAAUCAACAGCAUCGAGUCAAUGUUCCUGCCAACACACCCAAACAGUAACUGCGAAAAGCAUUCUACUUACUUCUAGUAGAUCACUUGAUACAAGAGCCCAACUGAAAGGCUGCUGAAACAGAGUUUUCGAUUCCCAGGGUAAUAUCUCAUCCCCACAAAGCUCGACUUACUCAGUCCAGAUACAACGGGCAGGAUCUUUUGCAACUACGCCAGAAACUUGACCUGAGUGGGUCAUUUUUGAUGGCGAGGUUGUGAGGUGGAAGUCAAAGUGGCAGCAGCUUGCUUCACAAAACCAUCAACUCUGCAAGAUACCUUGUGCCUCACGACUAAGGAGCUGUAUCCGCAUCGCAACUGCUAUUCUAACAAUCAUUUGGACGAUGCCAGUCUCGAUAGCCACUCUAGAACGAUCAUUUAGUUGUAUGCGAACGGUCAAGACGUAGUUGCGCUCUACUAUGUGAGCAGAGAGGCUCUUUGGGAUCGCGCUUCUUCUUACUUACAGGGAUACAAGCACCGACGAGCAUCGACACAGACAAGGUGGUCCAGGAGUUCUGCGCCAGGAAAUCCCGCAGACUGGCAUUUGAAUUCUGAAAACAUGCACACAAACGUUCCUUCAGCCUUAAAUUUGAGAAUGCCACUCAAACACAGCUUUUUCUUUGCGUUAAAGAUAUUUUAUAGAAGGAAGGAAAUACAACAUUUACGUGAACUGAUUGCGACUUAAUGAAAGGUCCAACAAACUAGUUACUUAACGGCCUGUAAAACCGGGGCCUUGUACCGAUGUAAAUUCGUAAGCGUAUAUCAGCAACAUUUUGGUGGCGGGCUUAAAGCUAGAAAUUGCCCUAGGACGCCCUGAAAACCUUGCAAACUUUGACAAGUUACAAAAAACCUCUUAUUUAGUUGAAAGCUGACCUUUUCCCAAGAUUUACGUUUUCUUUCAAUAUUUUGCUACUCCGCUUGUAGAUGUAAGAUGGCCUUUGCAACUUUGGUUACGGAAGACAGCGACAUUUUUACUACGUGUCCUGGAAAGACAGACGUCCGAGGGAAAGGAUCGCAGUUUGAGGCAGCUUUUAAUUUUAUUCGCCAUUAUGCUAUUCCGGACGACGGCAAAGACAAGACUCACGUUGUUUGCAUUGAUUCUGAUUUGAAAGGUUAGGUAAAUUAACAAAACGUGAAGACUAACAAGAAAAACGAUGAAGCUUUGCGUCACUCGAAAAGACCAUUACAUCGGGGGGAGGGAGGCGGGGGCAAUGAGUACUGGGGCUGAGCAAAUUCAUGAAUAUCCUUGGGUACCAGAGGUUUUUGCUCGCGUGCGGCGAUCAAGUGCGGCGGAAAUGUUUCGAAGUCGGUCGACACUUCUUAGCCAUGAGCGGCGAAGCGAUUUAACGUCAAGUUGAUUGUGCACCGUCAAGUUCACAAAAACAACGGAGCUUUUCGCGCGGGUCACGAUGAAGACUUGACAGAAACUGGAAACCGAGCAUGAAAGUCCUCUGGAACCCAGGGUAUUUAUGACAAGAAGUUCAAAUUCAACAAAACAAGUUUGAGAAUCCUCGCUGCCAGGAGGCAAACCAGUUGACCAUUUACAUGUGAAGCCAAGGAGUUGGACUCUCGGACUACAAAAUAGAGCUUCAGCUAGCGGAUAGCACUAAACUCCGUCGUCAGUUCUGUUAUCAUUCUGUUCUGUCUGCUCGGCAACGAUGCUUAACUUCCUGCUUCCAUUUUCAACGAUAUUUUAAGCAUCUUUUAUAUCCUCAGUUUUUGUUUUAGGUUCCCUAGCCACUGAAGCCCCAUUUUUUUGUAUUUUCCCAGGUACAGAUGGUUUUGUUUAUCGUAUGUUUCUUGGAUUGAACAAGGGCUAUUCUUACCUCGCUCCAUUUUACUGGCGACAUAAGUACGAAGGCAGGGUCACCAAUCAUCUCAUGUUUCCUCUUUAUUCAUCCAUAACCCGUUCUGCCCUCCGCCAACCAAUUGGCGGAGAAUUUGCAUUCAAUGGAACCAUGCUCAUUCGCUUCACCAACCCUGAGAGUUGGACCAAAAGUUGGAGAGAUUUUGGUAUCGACGCAGCGAUGAGUGUAAUUGCAGCAACAAGUGGAGAUUUCAUAGAGCAGCUCCAUCUUCCAAGGAAGAUCAACUACGUUGGAGACGACGCCAGGAGGCGAAUCGGUGAUAUAUUUGUCCAGGAAGGAAGAAGUCUCUUCAAUGGCUUGAUAGACAUGUUGGACUCAACACCCUUCUGGGCAGAAAGCGAAGUAACAAUGGCGCCAGUUGUUGAGACAGAAGCC
Porites evermanni is the source of this 5219-nucleotide messenger RNA. Lineage: Eukaryota; Metazoa; Cnidaria; Anthozoa; Scleractinia; Poritidae. The record is from the annotation of a GenBank genome assembly.